Danio aesculapii is the source of this 2526-nucleotide messenger RNA. It is a transcript of the gene atp6ap1a, whose product is annotated as ATPase H+ transporting accessory protein 1a. The transcript has 10 exons. The record is from RefSeq and is a predicted model, not a curated record. NCBI's taxonomy places the organism in Eukaryota, Metazoa, Chordata, Actinopteri, Cypriniformes, Danionidae. Bases 28 to 1428 code for a protein of 466 amino acids. Gene Ontology annotation, cellular component: proton-transporting V-type ATPase complex.
GUGACGUCAGAGAUCAUCGCACUGAAGAUGGCUGCUGUAAGGAGAGUCUGCGUCAACGCCAGGAUGAUUUUACUUGUUUUUAUCUGUUUGAUCGCUGCAGCGAAGAGUGAUGAACAAGUCCCGCUGGUCGCAUGGGCGAGUGACGGGUUUGUCUUGUCUCCUGUGAACGCGCCGUCAGCAGGUCACACUGUGUCUAUGGACGAGCUGGAAUCCUACCUGAACACAGCUUUGAGCGCAACACCUCACAAUCUACUGCUCUUCCUGCAGGAUAAAUUGAGUGUUGAUGACUUUACAAUGUAUGGAGGAGUAUUUGGAAACAAACAGGAUAGUGUCUUCCAAAAUCUUGAGGCGGCUCUAUUGCCCUCCUCCUCCUUAUGGUUGCCAUCUGUAUCAUCGUCUGCAGCCGCUUUGGUUCCUACACUUCUCCAGAAUCAGAUUGAUGCUGCUCCUCUAUACAUGAACCCAGAAACACUUGCUCAACUACGCCUUAAUGCAUCUGUUGCUGCCUUGCUGGUGUUUCGCCUCCCUUACAGUGGCGGGGCUGACAUGAUGUCUACUAAAGAGGUGCUCAGUGGAAAUGAUGAGGUAAUUGGUCAGGUGCUGAAUAUCAUGAAAGCUCAAUCGGUGCCGUAUACUGCAGUGUUUACUGCACUGUGGCCCUCAAGGGUGAUUGAGGAGGCAUCUCCAGCUGUGCAGUCUGUAUGGUCACGAUCGCUACUGCAGUCCCGUCGGGACGAACAGCCAGUUCCAAACCCACCUUUGGAAUUUAAAGAGAAAGGAUCCACCUGCAUUCUCCUGUGGGCUGAGAAGCUGGUGGUUAGCCAGUAUCGCUCAGGAAAGUGGGAAAGGCAUGACCUUACCUCCCAAACCUUUGGUAAAGGUGUAGAACCCAACUUGUCUGGCUCAUCCUGCAAUGACACUCAUUCCCGGUUGGUUCUGAAUUAUGAAGAUGUGCUGAAUUUCCGUUCAUUCAAGCUAUUAUUUGUGAUGAACCGCCGUCACUAUAAGGUUUCUGCUCGCCAUUGGUUCACCAUGGAUCAGGUUCAGCUGGAAUACGAUGGGAAAAAAGCCUCAUUCAAUGGGAGCCGUCACAUCUACGCUCCGUCUGAGUACUCGUACCGAUGUGAGUCCGUAAGCAGUUCCUACUAUGCUCAGCUGUCACCACACUCAGACAAGGACAAUGCCAACGACUGGCAGAUCUCUUUUGAGGACUUCCAGAUUCAGGGCUUUAAUGUAGCAGGGAAGGAUUUCUCUUAUGCCAGUGACUGCGCUAGUUUCUUCACUCCUGGUAUAUGGAUGGGGCUUGUUACUUCUCUGCUCAUGGUGCUAGUUCUCACUUAUGGCCUGCACAUGAUCAUGCAGCUCCGCACUAUGGACCGCUUCGAUGACCCUAAAGGUCCUGCCAUCUCCGUUCCCCAGACUGAGUGAUAGCUGCAAAGUUAGUUCCUUUUUUCAUCCUCACAGCACCCGUGUUUGCUUCGGCUAUACAAAAAUGUGCGAAUGUUAUUCAUUUCUUGCCUGUCAGGUGAUUGAGGUGGUGCUGGAUUUAUUUUUUUCGGUGAUAAUCAUUUCAUAAAAACGUGUUAAUGAAAAAAUCUCAGGAUCACAUCUGCAGAUCUAAAAAAAAAAAGGUUAUAUAUAAUCAAAAUGUCCAUGAAUUUAAAAAAAUUGUUACAAGAAUUGUUGUAAUAAUAUUUAAGCUUGACCUUAAAGUUGAAAAAGCUAUGGUAUUACUUUUUAUGCAAAGUAAAAUUCCCAGUGCAUGUUUUGCGAGAUUGAUUUAUAAGCCUUUAUGGUAAUACUUUAUUUUGAUGGUCCAUUUGAGUAUUAGUAGACUGUCUGCUUAAUAUAUGUUGAUACAGACAUUCAACAGACAUUUAACUGAUUAUAAGAAACUUUUCAAGUACAUGUCAACUUACACUAAUCCUAACCCCAACCUAACAGUCUACUUAUAAUCUAAUAAGAAUUAGUUGGCAUGUAGAUGCAGUGUAACUUGAAUUCAACAAACGGACCAUCAAAACAGUGUGACCACCUUUAUUAGCCUAAAGAUUUGAAAUUUCAUCUGUGAAGCAAGUAUUCUUCAUUUUUUCUUUCAUUUGACUUUUUUCCAGAAAAGAAUAUUAUUGUAUAUGCGUAAAGGUGCACCAUUAAAUGUGAUAAAUUAUUCUUACAAGAUAAAUAUCUACUAACAAAGAGUUUGAUGUUUAAUGUGCUGUUACUGUAAAUAUGAAGAGGUGAGUUUGUUUUGCAGUUUAAAUGACAGAUUAAAUAUUAUUUAUUGGUGGUGAAUAUCAAUCAGUGUUUCUGUACUGUAGUUUCCCCUACCAAUUCUGUGAUCCUGUGUGUGUGUGUGUGUCAAUAAAUAGAUGUUGGUGUGAGAACUGGCAUAUUUUAUGACCAAGUAUUCAAGUUGCUGGAAAAUGUCUGGUUAAUAAUCUAUAAAAGUUUCUCUGUUGUCAUCUCAUGCAGGCAUGCUUUGAACAGAUACGCUGCCUUUCCAUAUGUUGUUCAGGUUGAAUAAACUUA